Rhipicephalus sanguineus (brown dog tick) is the source of this 792-nucleotide messenger RNA. RefSeq lists its product as uncharacterized. Gene Ontology annotation, biological process: DNA integration. The transcript has a single exon. The coding region runs from base 1 to 792 and encodes 263 amino acids. The record is from RefSeq and is a predicted model, not a curated record. Lineage: Eukaryota; Metazoa; Arthropoda; Arachnida; Ixodida; Ixodidae. Gene Ontology annotation, molecular function: nucleic acid binding.
AUGUUUCUCAUCGUCGUCGACGCGCACAGAAAGUGCAUUGAGGCGCUUCCCGUGUCGCAGGCCAACUCGCGUAGCGUCAGGACGAUAUUUAGCCGCUUUGGUAUACCGCGCACGGUGGUUUCCGACAACCGGACGCCAUUCACUGGACGAGAGUUCGAGCAGUUCAUGGAGCACAAUGGAAUUCCGCAUAUUCGAACACCUCCCCAUCAUCCCCAGAGCAAUGGACUAGCAGAGCGAGCCGUGUGCACUAUCAAAGACGGCUUGAAGAAGAUAGGAAGCACUUGCCAUAUCACAUCACUGGCACGUGUAUUGUGCAAUUAUCGGAACGCACCACACCAGGAGGGUUCUUCUCCCUCAGAGAGGCUAUUAGGAUACCGUCUGCGCACAAGAAUGGAGAUGUCUUCACCUUCCAGAGUCUAUCCUGCCAAAGCUACGAGUGACCCAGGCUGGAAGUUUGCACCGGGGGACUACGUGUACGUGAGAAAUUACGGUGCCGCCGACAACUGGUCCCCAGGCACAGUGGAGGCUACGCGUGGCACUCGCUUCCUGGAGGUAAAGACUGUGGAUGGGCUUGUCCGCCGCCACGUGGAUCAAGUUCGUAAGCGGAGCACAGAUGAAACACCAGCAGCCGACGAUAUCGACAUGUCGAGGCCGUCUACACCGGGUUUUCCGGGGCCAGUACGACUACAAACAACGGCGCCGGAUACUUCCCAGAGUACCCCAGGAUCGCAACCACACGUACUACGUCGCUCCACACGAGCCAAGAAGCCGGUCGUGCGUUUUGGCUACUAA